GGGGUAGGGACAAACGGAGGAGGGAGUUGAAAAAAAAGCUCAUUCCAAAAAAGUAUUGGAUGUCUUGAGGAAUGCAGUCAGCCCCCUGGGAAAGUACAUAUCUGUGAGUUGCUCCCUGCCCGCCGCUUGCACUCCGCCGGCGCCCCGUCCCGCCCGGAUCACCCCGCAGCUCCGCGCCGCUCCCCGGGGCCGCGGCUGCCUCUCGGACUCGGGGCUGCCCCGCAGCUUUUCAGGUUUUGCUUCGGGGUGUAAUUCGCGCGGGGACGCGCCCUAGCCCACCGCCGCCAUGGAUGCCAUCAAGAAGAAGAUGCAGAUGCUGAAGCUGGACAAGGAGAACGCCUUGGACAGAGCCGAGCAAGCCGAAGCGGACAAGAAGGCAGCGGAGGAGAGAAGCAAGCAGUUAGAGGAUGACAUUGUGCAAUUGGAAAAGCAAUUGCAUGUGACGGAGGAUGCAAGGGACCAAGUGCUGGAAGAGCUACACAAGUCUGAGGAUAGCCUCCUCUCCGCAGAGGAGAACGCUGCCAAGGCUGAGAGCGAAGUAGCUUCUCUGAACAGACGCAUCCAGCUGGUUGAGGAAGAGUUGGAUCGGGCUCAGGAGCGUUUGGCUACUGCCCUGCAGAAGCUGGAAGAGGCUGAGAAGGCUGCAGAUGAGAGUGAAAGAGGAAUGAAGGUCAUUGAAAAUAGAGCCCAGAAGGAUGAAGAGAAGAUGGAAAUCCAAGAGAUCCAGCUUAAAGAGGCUAAGCACAUUGCUGAAGAGGCUGACCGCAAGUAUGAAGAGGUGGCUCGUAAGCUUGUGAUCAUUGAGAGUGACCUCGAGCGGGCUGAGGAACGUGCUGAACUAUCAGAAAGCAAAUGUGCUGAGCUUGAAGAGGAGUUGAAAACUGUGACCAACAACCUGAAGUCGCUGGAGGCUCAGGCUGAGAAGUACUCACAGAAGGAAGACAAAUAUGAAGAGGAGAUUAAAGUCCUGACUGACAAGCUGAAGGAGGCUGAAACCCGUGCUGAAUUUGCUGAGAGGUCAGUAACCAAGCUGGAGAAGAGCAUUGAUGACCUAGAAGAUGAGCUAUAUGCUCAGAAACUGAAGUACAAAGCCAUCAGUGAGGAGCUGGACCACGCUCUCAACGAUAUGACUUCCAUGUAAAUGUCUUCCCAGCUUGCGCCUGCACCUGCUUCCCUGCCCUCAUUGAUUGCGCGGUUCCGGCCUUGUGAAAUUAUACUCCCUUUGUAGCGGGAGACGCAUUCCUUUAGCGAGACUAGGUGUACAAAAUACCAUGAACAAUAUCUUUACCGUGGCAGAGUGUGGGUGAGUGUUGUGCCUAGCCGGGUAAAUACUCAUGGUGAUUUUGUAAGCUGCCUAAUAAGCUGGUGUUUACUCUUCCGUUCUGUAUCUGCAGUCCUUGUGCCUGGUGGCUGCCCUUUCUUUGUAGCUCUGCAUUGAUCCUUUCAGUUCACCUCUGUUCAGGCAUUGGCUACCAGGCCCAUCAUGUUCAGUUUACCAAAGAAAAUUGUCUCAGUACGUGCUGCAUUCAGAAUGUAUUCUUCAACUGUCACAGUUUGCCUCUGGCAAAGUUCCUAUGAAAGUUUCAAAGAAAUUGAGAUGUUUUCUCUGUUAAUGACAGUGGAAAGUGUUUAUCUAAGUCUCCUUAACUGCUCUGAAAAUUUCAGCUGUUAUCACUAAUUUACAGGUGUGGAAAUUGACUUAAAAUACUUUGCCAUUUAAACCCGUAAAAGGGCAACUGAAUUGCAGGUUCCUUCUGCACAUUUUGUGGGGAGUAAUAGUAAUUUAAUUUGCAUACACCAAAAAUGUGGUAAUAAGCAGGAGAGUGAUCAGUUGUAAGGUGUGACUAGUCCGUGCAGUGUUUGAUACAAACUGAUUAUUCUGCCGUCAACCUAAAACUCUGAACAGAGGUCAGCUAUGCUAAAUCCACCUUCCCAUGCUCAUACCUUUCACUUGCAUGAACCCUGUACCCAUGACAUGGGAAAGAGGAAGGGCUGUGGCUCUCAAGUGCUUGUGAGGUGCCGUGUUUCAUCCCAGCAUUUCCUUUUGGAAGCUAGCGUGCUUUCAGCAAGGCGUAAGCUUUGCUCAGAGCUUGAAACAUGCAUGCACCCGUAUUUUAAAUGUUUCUUUUCCUUUGCUUUUUUUUCAUCCCUAUAUAUGAUAAUUAAUUCCAUCCCUCUCCCAACUUUUUAGGAGGAGUCUAAUGCUUUGAUAUUAAUUUUUAUUUUUUUUUUUACGUUCCCCUCCACACCCCCAAUAUAUCCUUUUGCUCAGUGGCUUAUCAAGCAAAUAGAUUUCUCUUUUACCUUCUCUGUGUACAGAGAUUGCAGUGUUUCUUCAGUUUGGGAUAUUCCUAAAUAAUAACCAGACUUUAAAAUGCACUGUACUCGUACAUGAGGACAUUACUGUAGCAUUCCAGUCUCAGCAUGAUGUGGUGUUUCUCCAGUAGUCAUCUUGGCAUGCUGGGCUCUGCUGUGCUCCUGCUGCUUUUUUGGAAGUCUUUACUGCACCUUUUUUAUUUCCUAUCUU
Tyto alba (common barn owl) is the source of this 2527-nucleotide messenger RNA. RefSeq names its product tropomyosin 1 (gene TPM1). The transcript has 9 exons. Gene Ontology annotation, molecular function: actin filament binding. Gene Ontology annotation, cellular component: actin filament. Bases 287 to 1141 code for a protein of 284 amino acids. The record is from RefSeq and is a predicted model, not a curated record. Lineage: Eukaryota; Metazoa; Chordata; Aves; Strigiformes; Tytonidae. Gene Ontology annotation, biological process: actin filament organization; cardiac muscle contraction.